AUGGCUUUGGCCUCCAUACAUACCUCAACAUCAUUCUUUUCUUCAUCUUAUGUUCCUUUAAGAAGAUCAGUAAAUGGUGCAAUCCAUGUCCCCAAAACCAAUAAUAUCUCAGUUCCUAAGAUUCCUAGAAAACAUGUCGAGGGAUUAUCAACAUUUACAGAUCAAAAGAAUGUUAUAACCAACACACAUAAUUUUCAACAUGGUUUGUCGGAUUCUACUGUCACCAUGCAACUUUAUGCUAUCUUAGAUUCUGUAUCUGACAGAAUAGAAAUGCACAACAACCUCAGUGAACAACGUCAGAAUUGGAACAACCUACUCUUAAACAAUAUCAACAUGAUCACACUCACUGCUACAACAUUAACCGGUGUCGCCGCGGCAACCGGUGCUAUGGGGGCACCACUUCUGGCUCUUAAACUGUCAUCCACUCUUAUGUUUUCAGCGGCAACAGGUUUGCUUCUUAUCAUGAACAAGAUUCAGCCUUCGCAACUCGCCGAGGAACAACGAAACGCUACAAGAUUGUUUAAACAGCUAAGGGCUAAGAUCGAAAACGGAAUUUCUCUUGGAAAUGUAACGGAACAUGAUGUGAAGUGUUUGGUGGAGAAUGUUUUGGCUCUUGAUAAAGCUUAUCCUCUUCCUUUAUUAGGUGUUAUGCUUGAAAAGUUUCCUGCGAAAUAUGAACCUGCUGUUUGGUGGCCGAGAAAAAGAAAAGAAGGAAAUACAGAAGAAAGAAAGAUGAAGAAGGGAAAUAAUAAUAAUAAUGGAUGGAGUGAGGAACUUGAAAUGGAAUUGAAAGAAGUUAUUGGAGUUGUGAAGAGGAAAGACAUUGAAGAUUAUGAGAGACUUGGGAGUAUAAUAUUGAAGGUUAACAAGAGUUUAGCAAUAGCAGGUCCAUUACUCACUGGAAUUGCAGCUAUAGGUUCAACAUUUGUAGGAAAUGGUUCUAUUGCAGCUAUAGUUACUGUUAUGGCAGGUUCAUUAGGUGCUGUAGUGAAUGCUUUUGAACACGGUGGACAAAUUGGUAUGGUGUUUGAGUUGUAUAGAAGCUGUGGUGGAUUCUUUAAGCAGUUGGAAGAAAGUGUGGAUGAGACGUUGGAAGAGAAAGAUUAUGAGAUGAGAGAAAAUGGAGAGAUAUUUGAAAUGAAAAUGGCUUUGAUGUUGGGAAGAAGUGUUUGUGAGAUGAGACAACUUGCUUUGAAAUCUGUGUCUUGUAGGAUGGAAGGAAUUGAGGUUGAUGAAUUUGGUAGCAAGUUGUUUUGA
Molecule: messenger RNA, 1257 nt
Organism: Lathyrus sativus (Indian pea)
Lineage: Eukaryota; Viridiplantae; Streptophyta; Magnoliopsida; Fabales; Fabaceae
Source: the annotation of a GenBank genome assembly